AUGCGAUCCGAUCUGUGGAUUGCCCCCGGGAACGCCGUUGUGGUAACGCGCCCCGCGCUGCUUGUGGAAGUCGGGUUUGUUGACGGCCCUGACCGGCCCCGCGAGGCACUACUCGUGCUCCAGGACUGCUCGAUACUCGGAGCUGUGCUAGUAGUAUUCUAUUGCCAAGAAGGCGCGAGGGCGCAUAUCAUGGAGGAGAACGACCCUGAGAGCUGUGGCGCGGAGCUACGAGCAACCCAUCUUGCGAUGAUCGCCCAUUGGCGUAUGGGAGAGGCGUCAUCAGGCCGACCCAUCCAACCUCCCCAGCUCACGCCGAACCUGGGCGUGAAUCCUCCGCAGGUAGCUCACGAUCCACCCCUCUUGAAGGACAUCUAUCGUGCAAGGCUGUGGCAGAAAGAGAUUGACGACAGUCACACCUAUAGGAAAUCGCCCUUUGCUUCUGAAGAAGAUGUAGCCAAGGUCCUCGUUUAUCAACACAAGCUCCUCAAUGCUUAUGUAGCAGCUGAACCAGGUAGGCUGUCUGCACCACGCACGCACAUAUAUUCCAACUUACGCCGAGACGUUCCCGUGCCGGGAAACUCAGCAGACUCGCUCCUUAGGAUAGAACGACUCUUGACCGAGAUCAGAGACGACGUGGCGGGGCUCAAAACCGACAUCGCAGGCCUCAAGGGUACUGUCGCAGGGCUCAAAACCGAGGUGGCCGUUGUCAAGCUCACCGCAUCGGAACUUCAAGAGCAGCUCGACAGCAGCUUUGCAGAGAUCCAAGACGAAAACACGACUCUCAAGGCGGAAAACUGGGCCCGAACGGACAAUCUCGAGCGCUCGAUCUUUGCAUUGAGCGAGACUAUCAAGCUCGGGCGUUCCUGA
Heterobasidion irregulare TC 32-1 is the source of this 867-nucleotide messenger RNA. RefSeq lists its product as uncharacterized. The record is from RefSeq and is a predicted model, not a curated record. Lineage: Eukaryota; Fungi; Basidiomycota; Agaricomycetes; Russulales; Bondarzewiaceae. The transcript is spliced from 3 exons. Bases 1 to 867 code for a protein of 288 amino acids.